AGUAACCCAAAACUACAGUUCCAUCGCAAUGAUUAAGUGGAGGUGACAUUGACGGGCGAUAGACAUGGGAAACAGUCGCUGGGCGUCUGCAUUGUCGGUUUCAUGAGCGUUUUGGUCAAAUUCCACAUCACUGGUUACUGCUCCUAGUAUCUACAACCAAGCUUUCUUCAAGUCUCCAGCAUGGUACCUCUUCCUUUAUUCAAGUUUGCCUCUCUUUUCGUGAGGCACAUAUCCAAAUAUGGCGCAAAUUGGAUCAAAGUCCAGGCUCACGAUCAUCCGAAGUUCCGAACUAUUGCUGCAAGAUAUGGCCAGACUAUGCAUCAAAUCAAUAUGCGAAUGGCAGUCACUCUGCUACGAGACAAAGCUGCGGAGAAACGAGCGAAAGAGAAAGCGGAAGCUCCUACUGUGAAGACGGAGGAACAAAUGAAGCACGAAGAAGCCCAAAAGGAGAAGCAAGCUGCGAAGGACAAAGCGGCUCGACAGGAGGCCUCUACAAGUGUUUGGAAGCGGAAAUUUCGUCCUCUUCCUGAAUCGAAAGCAGUCGACCUAUUUGCAGAUGUAAUUGGGGACUCUUUCAUUCUUUUGGUUGCUGGAGGUCUUAUUCUAUACGAGUACUUGCGAGCGAAAGGCAAGCCGGAUGCGAAUGCUGAGAAGAUCGCGGAAUUGAACAAGAAGCUCGAGGAAUUGGAUUUGAGAGAGAAAGAAUUGGAGGAAUCCGAAAAGCAGCAGAAGAAUCGGGUAGAGACCUUAGAGCAAGCUAUAGAAGAGAUGCGAAAGACAGGUGGCAAGAGGAAGUCCCUGCUACUGUCUUGACCUGGUAUUGAGGUUGGUAUCAUAUGGACAGGUCAUUGUUGUAUAAUGGUCUUCUGGGUUACGGUCCAUCUGCUCCGAAGCUGAGAGCAAGGGGGAAAGUUUGCAUGCGAAAGAGCUGCGCAUUGUAUAAUCAAUUGUUUAGCUAUGGAGUCUUGAAGCUGCGAAUCUCAAAGCAGGGGGUUCGCUUGCGCGAGCCUGGAAAUAAGCUCACAUAAAACUCUGCUCUGCAUGUACAUUCUCCUCUACAAAAGAAAAGAACUUACAAAAAGUCUCCCACAAAAGGUUCAAUCAUUCUUGAAAAUUUGUAUUACUGUCGAUAUUUGUAUUCGGUCGACGCGUUUUGUCAAGGAUCAACUGUUCUAGAUAGAACUCGACAACACC
Messenger RNA from Mollisia scopiformis, 1194 nucleotides. RefSeq lists its product as uncharacterized. NCBI's taxonomy places the organism in Eukaryota, Fungi, Ascomycota, Leotiomycetes, Helotiales, Mollisiaceae. The transcript has 2 exons. Gene Ontology annotation, cellular component: mitochondrion. Bases 181 to 813 code for a protein of 210 amino acids. The record is from RefSeq and is a predicted model, not a curated record. Gene Ontology annotation, biological process: regulation of lipid metabolic process.